Molecule: messenger RNA, 2050 nt
Organism: Striga asiatica
Lineage: Eukaryota; Viridiplantae; Streptophyta; Magnoliopsida; Lamiales; Orobanchaceae
Source: the annotation of a GenBank genome assembly
CCGCGUCUCAGUCAUACAUCACACAAUUAUAGUGCAUUUGGAAUUGAGCUAUCCAUAGAUCGCCCUUUCCGAAUUUGAUCGGAGGCGUAGAGAUCUCUUCCUCAUCUUGCCGAUCGGAAUCCCGCGGCGUCGGUACCUCUUACAGGGUGAAGUUAACUAACUGCCAGUAGAUGUCAUAUCAAGAAGAACAAAUGGAUUAUGCAGUUGAUGAUUAUGUGAUGGGUGAAGUAGAAGAUGAUUUGUAUGAUGGUGGUCGAAUAAUGGGAGACACAGAGUCGGACGAGGAUGAUGAAGAUGACAAUGAAAGUUUGGGUGAGAUCACAGAUACAUCAGCUGCGGAAGCACGAAAAGGGAAGGAUAUCCAAGGAAUCCCAUGGAAGAAGCUAAGCAUAUCUCGGGAUAAGUAUAGGCAGACUAGAAUAGAACAGUAUAAGAACUAUGAGAAUGUACCCCAAUCCGGGGAAGGUUCAGAGAAGCAAUGCAAAGUAACAAGGAAAGGUGGAGUGUAUUAUGAGUUCUGGCAGAACACCAGAGCGGUAAAAUCAACCAUUCUUCAUUUCCAGUUGAGGAACCUAGUUUGGUCGACAUCAAAGCAUGAUGUUUACUUAAUGUCACAUUUCUCUGUUAUCCAUUGGUCAUCACUAAGUUCUAGAAAGACAGAAGUUCUUAAUGUUUCCGGACAUGUGGUUCCUUCUGAGAGACAUCCUGGGAGUUUACUGGAAGGAUUUACUCAGACCCAAGUAAGUACUAUGGCAGUCCGUGACAAUUUGUUGAUAGCUGGAGGAUUCCAGGGAGAACUUAUUUGCAAGUACCUGGACAGACCUGGUGUUAGCUUUUGUACAAGGACAACUUAUGAUGAAAAUGCCAUCACAAAUGCAAUUGAGAUCUAUGAUAGUCCAAGUGGUGCUGUUCAUUUCACAGCUUCAAAUAAUGAUUGUGGAAUACGAGAUUUCGACAUGGAGAGAUUUCAGCUUGUUAAGCAUUUCUGUUAUCCGUGGCCUGUAAAUCAUACUGCUCUAAGUCCAGAUACUAAGAUUUUAGCAAUUGUUGGCGACAAUCCUGAGGGGAUGCUCGUGGAUUCUCAAACUGGGAAGACAAUUGCGACUCUUUCUGGGCAUCUGGACUUCUCUUUUGCCUCCGCAUGGCACCCUAACGGCCACAUCUUUGCAACUGGGAACCAGGACAAAACGUGCCGGGUUUGGGACGCUCGAAACCUUUCCAGAUCAGUUUCUGUACUCAAAGGAAACCUUGGCGCCGUACGCUCCAUACGUUUCUCAUCUGACGGGCAGUUCAUGGCUAUGGCUGAGCCGGCAGAUUUUGUCCAUGUGUACGAUGUGAAGAACGAUUUCGACAGGGAGCAGGAGAUCGACUUUUUCGGUGAGAUAUCUGGAGUCUCAUUCAGUCCCAAUACUGAUUCCCUUUUCAUCGGUGUGUGGGACCGAACCUACGGAAGCCUCCUUCAGUACAAUCGGUGCAGGAACAACUCGUAUCUUGACUGUAUAGUGUGAAUCGUCCGUUUAGUUACGAGUUUAUCGAGCCUAAUAGUUGGAGACAAACACGAUUGUCUGUCUUUAGUUUAUUUAGAAUUUGCAUAUCUGAAAUGGAUAUCUGCGACUUGUUGUGACUUGGCCGACUGUUAUGUUUUCUUCGAAUAAUGGUGACAGGUGUCGGGGAAGUGAAUAAUAGAGGCCUUGGUUGUGACUGACUGAAACUUUCUAUUCGAGCACAAGGCUUAAUUUUUCGUAGAAGUCACUUGGUAAUGUAUGUGUAUAUUACGGGAGAACAAUUUGCAACAUCACACAACUUUUUUCUGGGUUUGAGAAGGGAAAUCAGCCGUUCUGGACUCAGCAAGUAGGUUAUGGAGCUAGCUGAUGGAUCAUUUAUGGAGUAAUUCAUGAAUUGAAUAUACCAUUUGUGAUAGUUGUGAAUGGCUACAUGAGCCGUGACAUCCAACAGAUCCAUUGCAAAACUGAUGAACUCAGAAUCAUGAAGGAGUAAGACACAACAAUACCAAUAUCCAACUUCAGACAAACCAGUGGCAAUAAUUUUU